AUGACGACCCUGGAGAAGAUCGGGAUCCAGGGGAUCCGGAGCUACGGGGACGAGGAGGCGCAGGAGUUGGAGUUCGCAUCGCCCAUUACGGUGAUCUAUGGAAACAAUGGGAGCGGAAAAUCAACAAUCAUUGAAUGUUUGAAGAUGAGUUGCACGGGGGACUUCCCCCCCAAUGCAGAUAAGGGAAAGUCAUUUAUACACGACCCAUUAAUAUCAAACAAAAUGAACAGUAGAGGAAAGAUAAAUUUGCUCUUAAAAAAUUAUAACAACAAAAGGAUUGGUAUAUCCAGAUCAUUUAGUCUUUUCUAUUGUAAAGACAAAAAUAAAAAAAUAAAACAUAGCUUUAGAGCCCUGGACAAUAAUAUAAUUAUAAAAAAAGAACAAGGACAAGACGAUGUAAUUAUUACGAACAAAUGUCUAGACAUAAAUGAGCACAUUCCCAAACUAAUGGGGGUGUCAAAGGCUCUGUUGGAAAAUGUAAUUUUAUGUCACCAUGAGGAGAGUCUGUGGCCAUUUAGUGAGUCAGUAAAAAUAAAAAAAAAAUUCGAUGAGCUUUUUGGGGAUGAUAACUUCUCCAGAAUUUUGGAUGAAUUUACAAAAUGUAGAAAAACUAUGAAUGAUGUUUUGAAGAGGAAGGAAUAUGAAUUGGCUACCUUGAGACAGUGCUACGAUAAAAAAAAAAAUGUGGCUUUGGACAUUCAAAGGAAUGAACAGGAAAUAAGAGAGUGCCAAACGAUUAUGCAAUUGGACAAGGAAGAAAUAGAAGAAAGUUUUGUCCUUUUAAAUACUUUAGAAAAGAAGAAAUUCUUGUUGAGAAAACUGAGUUCAAGUGUUGAUAUGUAUUUUGCUAUCCUGGACAAAUUCCAAGACGACCUCCAAAAUUAUAAAAAUGUGAAAGAGAUAUAUGAGGAGGAUGCAUCCGAGUUAGAACACUUCGCUGAACUGUUCGAGAGGGACUUGGCUAAGUGUAACCUCCUCAUUGAACAAGUUAGUAAUGAGUUUGCCCUGUUGGAGAAGCAAACCUGUUUGCCUAUUAAUUCGUGUGACGAAGCGAACGUAAAACGGCGAGAUGAAAUAUGCUCUAGUUUAUUUCAUUUGGAGAAACGACGGGGGGAAGCACACACUUUGAUCAAAACCAUUUUGGAUGUGGAUCACCCAUCCAUGGCGAGUGGGGUGAAGAGGACACAUGUGGGGAAGAAUCUCUCUGAGGAGCGAACCAGGGUGGGUAGCUUUAUCACGGCGAAUGAGCCAAUUUUUGGCGGCUUGCUGGUUCAGUGGAGGGCCCUGUUUGGGGGAACUGGUCCCAAAUGGGUGUUCCGCCGAGGGAGAGCGACCAGCAGUGUUGAGCGUAGCGAUGAUGGACAUAAAGAUGAUGCGCAUAGCGAUGAUGGGAGUGGCGACGGUGAGAGCAUGCGUGGGGACCCUACCAAUGAAACCAUCACAAGAGGAAGUUUUCCCUGCUUCAAACAAAUGCGCAGGAGAGGUGAGGAAGCGCUGGCUCUGCUCAGAGUCGAGGUGCGGAAGGACGCCAGGGAGCGACUCCGUAUUAGGAGGAAAAAAAAGAUCCUCAUGGAAAAAGCAAAAAAGUGGAAAAGGAAGGUAAUAAAAAUGGACAAAAGAAUUUCCGCCAUGGAAAGGCACAAAGAUUAUUUGGCCAAUUUCAAAGCGAGCGAUGAGUCGUACAAGGAGAAUUGUAACCACCUGGACAAAAUGAAACAGCUGGGAUGCGUCUACGAUAGCAUUGGCUUGAGCGAGGCGACCUGCGGGGAGACGUCCAGUCAUAUGGAUGACGACAUUGAGGGUAAGAAAAGGCAGCUCAGACAAAUAGAAGAAUUGAAGAAGCAAAUGGAUAAAGUGAUGCUCCUUGGAAAACACUAUGAGAAAACCUUUGAAUAUUUUUUAUGCCUCCGGAGGGUGCGUCGCAAGGUGGCAUCCUUCUUCGAUGAGCGCCGAGCCCUUCUUUACGAACUGCGGAAUGUACCCAAGAUAUGCCGCUCCAUAGGGGAGCCUAGCGGAGAUUGGGCGGAAGAAGCGCAUUUGGCAAAGGGAAUAGACUACGGGCAGGAAUGCUCUACGGGAGAAGAAGAGGAGGAGAAAGAAGACAUUGAGGGGCAAGCCGAGUGGGGAGGCCAGGAUGGAGAAGACCCCAACGAAGAGGAGCACGCAACAUCAGCAGCAACAAAUAAUUUGGCCAAAAUUACCAAAAUGGAAAAUUUCACAUCAUUAGGGAAUCCCUCCGACGCGGAUUCGAGUAAGUGCCCCGACAAGGAGGAGCCCUCCCAUGGAGAGGUCUUCACCGGGGAGGCCUUCACUGGAGAGGCCUCCCAUGGAGAAGUCUGCAGUAAAAGGAACAAACGGAUGAACGAUUCUAUGGACGAGACGCAUAAUCGACUGAAGCGCAAAAAGGUGUUCAAGAUGGAACCUCCCCCUGGACAAAGCUACUUGAACAAAUUAAACGAUGUGAUAGGGCAAUACAUAAAUAAGUACGAUAAUAAAAUAAAAGAGGUGGAAAAAAAUACCUCCAAAUUGAAACAAACAUUGGUACUAACUUGUGAAGCAUUGCUGGAUGUGAGCAAGCGUGUAGGACGUUACCCAGACGUGCUAGCUCAGUUCUGGGGGAUGCUCGAGAAGAAGAAUUUUAAAAGCGUAAAAGAUUUUUUUGUUCACGUACGUCAAGUUAGGAAGGAUAUGAACAAUAUCAAAAUGGAGAUUGUCUCUUUAAAAACUAAGGAAGAGUCUCUGAGUCGUUUUAUACAGCAUGCCGAAGGGGGGAAUGCGUGUCUUUUGUGCAAAGGACACAUGGCUGAUGUUUCUCUGGACGGGUUCCCCUUGCUAGAUGUGGAUAAAGAAAGGAAAGAUAUAACCCUAGAGAUAGAGGACAAGGAAAAAACGCUCACAAAUUUAAGAGGCCAAAAAAAAGAAUUGAUGAUUCUGUUAGGACAUUACUAUAAGGAGGUUGAUCCCCUACACAGAGACAGCGCCUCUCUGAAUGAAAUUAUUGACUCACUUAAAAAGGAAGUGUUGGAUUUGCAAAAUGGGGUAGACAUUUGCUCCGACAGGAUACAUAAAAUUAAUGGCAAGUACCAAAUGAUGAAGCUUUUGCAGGAGAGGUGCACCCGUCUGAUGGAGAGUGAAACGGAUAUCUUUUGUGAGAGAGACCAGCUGGACGAGAAGCGGUCUGAUGUGAGGGCUGCUGUCAGUGGGCUAAGACAGAUGCGCAACGAGGGAAAGCAGCAUAGGGAAGCCCUGCUUGCAAUGGUAGAGUUGCUCGGAGGGAACUCGUCUUCACAAAAAAAUCUGUGUCAGCUUCUUCAUGAGUUUCUCCCCAACAUUAAGCUCCUGUGUGAGUGCCCAGAUGUUCACUUGAUGGUGGAGAAAGUUAAUGAAUACGUGGAAGACAGCUGCGUCCUAUUUAGUUGGGAAGGAGAGCUGUUCCGUGAUCUCGGGGCGACAUUGCAAAAUGGGGUUGAGAGUAAGAUGCACCAAGGUGUGGUAGGAGAAAUGAACCAAGACGAAGCGGGGAAGGAGUACAAGGGGAACACCAAGUGGGGGGUGGAGCCAAAAAAUGAAUCACACGAAAUAGAUGACAACUCGAGGAGUUUUUGUCCACAAACAAAAGACUGCUCUGCUAAUUACGCAAAACUUGGGGAAGAAAAAACGCCCCCCCUUUGGAGUAACACCCCCGUGUAUGAACCUUGCAAGUGCCAAGUGGACGAACCAAAUGGGAGGGGAACCCCCCCCUCAGAGAUGAACCCAAAUGAAAUGGACACCCUCCAGUCAAUAUGGACCAAUUAUGGUAAAUUCAUAAAGGCAUACGACAAACUUCAGAUGUACAUCACUUUGGAGUCAUUGAAGAAGGAGCAAGAAAUCGACCUUGCAGUUCGCAUAAAAUCGGUCAUUCGUGAGAAGAAGGAAAUCAUUAAGAGGAAGACAGAGGAAGCAGAGCGCAGUGUAGAAAGGGAAAAACAAAUUAGGGAAUCCAUCCUGAAAGCGCAGGAGUAUAUCUCGAACCAUCGUGGUAGAAAGAAUCGUUUGUACACAAGAGAAGAGGCAAUGGUGACAAGCAUAAAAGAACUGCACAUGCGAGAUAAGCACAUAGGGAGGAACAUUCGAAGGUGCAGAAACGACAUGGUACUUCAAAAUAAAUUGUGUUACAUCAAAGUGGAGAUGGUGAAGCUGCUACACAAACUCGUGACCGAUAUUGAAUUGGACAUGGAACAAAAAAAAGAGGAACUGAAACGAGUGAAGGACAAGAUAGAGAGUAACGAAAUUAUACAAAAUGAAUCAAACGAACUUGCAAAAAAAGUAAGUCAAAAAAAGGAGCAAAUGUUGUCUUUACAGGAAGAAAAAAUAAACAUUGAAAAAAUGCACCACAAUGUUGUUAUGAAUACCAACUUAAAGAGAAUGCAGGAAAAGUUUUUACUGCACCAAAGGGAUUUCAUUUCUUCACUAGAGAAAUUUAAAAGUGCAUUUUUCUCGCCUGAACAAAAGGACAAACAGUUGGAUAGAAUGAACUCCAUGAUAGCUUUUAUGGAGGAAGUAUACCAAACCGAUUGUGACAUUUACAAAUUUUUGGAUGAGAGUUUUUCCUUCUUGGAUCAGAAAAGGGAAUUACUUGAAUUGGUUUACAUGGAAGAAGAUAAUUUGAGUGACCAAAUAGAAUUUCACUCCCAAGCGACCACUAGUCUGAAAAUGAAAGAAGCAGAAAUGAAGGGGAAAAUUGAAUUGAGGAAAGAAUACAUAGACAAACUAACUAGCGAAAUGAACUCUGACACUUAUGUUGAUAUAGAAAAAAAAUAUAAAAAAAAAAUGAUCGAAAUUUUUGUAUACAAAAAUGUGAUCAAAGAUAUUUGUAACUUUUACAACUCCUUUGAUCAAGCAAUAAUUAAAUUCCAUUCUCUGAAGAUGCAAGAAAUUAAUAUGUCCAUUAGGAAUUUAUGGAGGAGGGUUUACAAUAGUGCCGACAUUGAUUAUAUAUACAUAAAAUCUGAGGUGCAGACGGAGAAUAAUGGAAAAAUUCACCAGAGGAGGUCAUAUAAUUAUCGCGUUGUCAUGGUUAAGGAUAACUGUGAACUCGAUAUGAAAGGAAGGUGCUCCUCUGGACAGAAAGUCCUAUCCUCCAUCAUCAUUCGACUCGCUCUAGCAGAAUCCUUUUCCGUCAAAUGUGGAAUUCUAGCUCUAGACGAACCGACGACAAAUUUGGAUAAGUCCAACUCGAAAAAUCUUGCUAGCCUCAUUGCUAAUAUUGUGGACCUCAGAAAGGACAGCUCCGCUUUCCAACUUAUUCUCAUCACGCACGAUACGCACUUUGUGGAUGUACUUUCACAGUAUGGGUUAACAAACUGCUUCUACAGGGUUAGGAAGAACAACAAGGGGUACUCGACCAUAGUCAGGGUGCGGCAGUAG
Plasmodium fragile is the source of this 5406-nucleotide messenger RNA. RefSeq lists its product as uncharacterized. Gene Ontology annotation, biological process: chromosome organization involved in meiotic cell cycle; double-strand break repair; telomere maintenance via telomerase. Gene Ontology annotation, molecular function: double-stranded telomeric DNA binding; ATP hydrolysis activity; G-quadruplex DNA binding. The record is from RefSeq and is a predicted model, not a curated record. NCBI's taxonomy places the organism in Eukaryota, Apicomplexa, Aconoidasida, Haemosporida, Plasmodiidae. Gene Ontology annotation, cellular component: Mre11 complex; condensed nuclear chromosome. Bases 1 to 5406 code for a protein of 1801 amino acids. The transcript has a single exon.